ACCACCGCAUUGCUGCCAAGCGUGCAGCCCACGACACAUGAGCUGAGGAAACACCAGCCAUUCCUUCAGCACUGUUCUGAUGCCAGGUGGAUCUGGUGCCAAGCUUGAGCUGUUGCGUCCAGCACAGUGGAACAUGGAUUUUGUCUCCGCUGCAUUUUCCUAACAAGGAAAGUGAUCUCGCAACGUGCGAGGAAGAGAUCUGCAUGCUAUCGAAGGAGCCAGCCCAGCGCUUGAGUGAAAUACUCCUAACCAGCUGCUUGCUAAGAAUCUCACUCCAAGCUUACCAGAAAGAGGGGUAUUUUGGCUCUGCCUAAACUACAAACAAGCAUACAGAAAUGAAGAGAAAUCCGACACAGCUGUUCCUGUGGCUGUUGGUGUUCCUCUCCAAUGCUGUGCCAUUCAGCGAUGAGAAAUCACUGAGGGAAAGAGCUAUUGAGCUGAUGCAAGAUACUCAUUUAAUCGAUGGCCACAAUGACUUUGUGCUGCGGCUGAGAAUAUUUUACCAAAAUAGACUCAGUAAAGUCAACUUAAGGGAACUCAACAAGACCCACACAAACCUUAACAAACUUCAAGCGGGCUAUGUGGGAGCUCAGUUUUGGUCAGUGUAUGUUCUUUGCAGCGCUCAGAACAAGGAUGCUGUACGCCUGACCUUAGAGCAAAUUGAUGUUGUCAAGAGGAUGUGUAACAGCUAUGAAGAACUUGAAUUCGUGACAACUGCCCAAGGUAUUUUGGACAGUAGGAAGAUUGCAUGCUUGAUUGGAGUAGAAGGUGGCCAUUCUAUUGACAGCAGUCUGGCAACACUUCGGAUGUAUUAUGAUCUAGGCGUUCGUUACUUGACUUUAACGCAUUCCUGCAAUACGCCGUGGUCUGAAUCGUCGUCUAAAGGAAUACAUAGCUUUUAUCCUAAUGUUGCUGGUCUUACUGCAUUUGGCCGGGAAGUGGUAAAGGAGAUGAAUCGCCUGGGCAUGCUGAUAGAUUUAUCUCAUACUUCAUUAACCACAGCAAAAGCUGCACUACAUAUCUCAAAAGCACCAGUAAUUUUCAGCCAUUCUUCAGCUUUUGCCGUUUGUAACCACUCAAGAAAUGUUCCUGAUGAUAUCCUCCAGCAACUGAAAAGAAACAAGGGAAUUAUCAUGGUGACUUUCAAUGCAGAUGUACUGGCCUGUGGCAGAAAAGUUGUUAAUGUUUCUACCCUGGCAGAUCAUUUUGACCACAUAAAGAGAAUUGCAGGUCCUGAAUCAAUAGGAAUUGGUGGUGACUACGAUGGAGUGGAACACUUCCCUGAGGGACUCGAAGAUGUUUCUAAAUACCCCUCUUUGAUUGGGGAACUACUUAGAAGAGGAUGGAAUGAAACUGAACUGAAAGGGGUCUUAAGGGAAAACUUCCUCCGUGUCUUCAGGGAAGUGGAAAGGGUGCGGGACAAUGGACUAAUGGAUGUAGGUGAGAAAGAAAUCCCUCAAGAAGAAGUACAAAAUUCCUGUCGCCUAGACCUAAAUAAUUAUCGACUUCAGACAGUCACAUCCUUUGGAUUUCCUUCUGUGGCACAAUCUUUCAAUCUAAUACUUGUAAUUGUAGUAUAUGUAAUAUUAUGAAUCGUAAGAUCUAUGGAGUCAAGAGGGAGAUAAAUGAAGUAACUUGCAAUGCAACUAGCUAUUUUUUUGGGGUGGUGUUAAUGUAAGGCUAUGCUAAAAUUUUGAUAUAAUUUCUAUAAAUUUGCCUGCAUACCUGAAAGUUAAUGUAGAUUUUAAAUGUUGUGGCAAAGGCAUUUGGAAUUUGAAACAAUAAAUUCUAUGUCAUCUUGGCAAAACCAGGACCAACAGAUGAAAAUUAUUCACGUCUAAUGAAUAAAUCCUCUAAUACUUGACAUA
Molecule: messenger RNA, 1868 nt
Organism: Rhea pennata
Lineage: Eukaryota; Metazoa; Chordata; Aves; Rheiformes; Rheidae
Product: dipeptidase 2-like
Exons: 13
Coding region: 336-1592 (418 amino acids)
Biological process (GO): proteolysis
Molecular function (GO): metallodipeptidase activity
Source: RefSeq, a predicted model, not a curated record